AUGCGUAACGGAGACUGUCAAACAAGAUGGGAUCGAGAAACCGAGGAAGUUCAAACGGAUAAAGUUGAGCAAUUGGAUGAACUGAAAACGUUGAAACCUUUGCAAGAAGAAGAUGCACGUAGUUCUCCAGAGAAAUUCUACAUUUACAAUACCGGCGAAUGA
Messenger RNA from Anisakis simplex (herring worm), 162 nucleotides. NCBI's taxonomy places the organism in Eukaryota, Metazoa, Nematoda, Chromadorea, Rhabditida, Anisakidae. The record is from the annotation of a GenBank genome assembly.